Molecule: messenger RNA, 1515 nt
Organism: Lotus japonicus
Lineage: Eukaryota; Viridiplantae; Streptophyta; Magnoliopsida; Fabales; Fabaceae
Exons: 3
Coding region: 1-1515 (504 amino acids)
Biological process (GO): DNA integration
Molecular function (GO): nucleic acid binding; RNA-DNA hybrid ribonuclease activity
Source: RefSeq, a predicted model, not a curated record
AUGUGGCUUAAUCCGGAAAAGUGUUCUUUCGGUAUACAGGGUGGAAAGUUCUUAGGCUUCAUGAUUACGUCAAGAGGAAAUGAGAUCAAUCCAGAUAAGUGUAAGGCGAUCCAGGAGAUGAAAAGCCCAAGCAGCGUAAAGGAAGUGCAGCGACUGACAGGGUGGAUCGCGGUCCUAUCCCGUUUUCUCCCUCACUCAGGCGACAAGUCAGCCCGGUUCUUCAAAUGCCUCAAGAAGAAUGCAGCAUUUGAGUGGAGCUUAGAGUGCGAAGAAGCCUUCACCCGCCUUAAGGAGAUGUUGUCAGCACCACCUGUUCUUUCAAAGCCUGUCCAAGGCCUCCCUUUGCACUUAUACUUCUCUGUCAGUGAUCAUGCAAUCAGCUCGGUGUUGCAGAAGCCAGAUUUGUCAGGAAGACUCGUCGCAUGGUCGAUGGAAAUGUCAAAGUAUGGUUUACAGUAUGAUAAAAGAGGGAAGGUCAAUGCACAGACUUUGGCUGAUUUUGUGGUUGAAUUAACACUAGAAGAAGGUGAGAAGGUGAGCACGCAAUGGAUUUUGUUUGUCGAUGGGUCGUCGAAUUACAACGGAAGUGGGGCUGGGGACACACUGCAAGGGACAGGGGAGCUAGUAUUAGAGAAAUCCCUCAGAUUCCAGUUCAAAGCUAGUAAUAAUCAGGCGGAAUAUGACGCUCUGAUUGCAGAGCUAAAGCUAGCGAUCGAGGUGCAAAUCAACAGUUUGCUAGUCAGAACAUACUCAUUGUUAGUGGCGAACCAAGUCAACAUGGAGUUCCAGGUAAAGGAGCUGGCCUUGAUAAAGUAUCUGGAGCGCGUACGGCUGCUCAUGAGUCGUUUGCAGGAGGUUGUAGUUGAGUUUGUGCCACGAGCACAAAAUCAAAAGGAGGACGCCCUAGCAAAAUUAGCAAGCACCCGAAAACCUGGAAACAAUCGAAGCGUGAUUCAGGAGAAGCUCGCCAAUCCCAGCAUAGAGGGAGAGUUGGUGGCGUCGGUUGAUCACCAGGAAACUUGGAUGGAUCCCAUCGUCAACAUCCUGGCGGGGGAACCAAGCGAUGUAGUGAAAUACUCAAAGGCACAAAGGAGAGAGGCGGGGCACUACACAUUACUUGAUGGGAUCCUCUUUCGACGGGGAUUCAGCUCGCCCCUCCUGAGGUGUCUCCCGCCGGGGAAAUACGAGGGUGUUAUGACAGAGGUUCACGAAGGAGUUUGCGCUAGCCACAUCGGAGGAAGGUCACUAGCGAGCAAAGUUCUCAGAGCAGGUUUUUACUGGCCCACAAUAAAGAAGGACUGUGCGGAAUUCGUAAAGAAAUGUGAAAAGUGUCAAGAUCGUGUGCCGGUUCGCGUGCCGAGGGCAAUCGUCUCAGAUAAUGGGACAGAGUUUGCGAGUAAUCAAACCAGAGAGUUCUGUGAGGAGAUGGGCAUUCAGAGGAGGUUAUCUUCGGUGGAGCAUCCACAAACUAACGGGCUGCGGAGUCGGCGAACAAAGUCAUCUUGCGAGGCUUGA